UUUACCAGAUUUAUGAUGCUCAGAGCUGAGAACUUCAUAAUUUUGAGAAGAAAACCUAUUGCUGGGUAUGAUAUUAGCUUCCUACUUACCAAUUUUCACAUGGAACAAAUGUACAAACAUAAGUUGGUAGAUUUUAUUAUUCAAUUCAUGGAGGAAGUGGACAAAGAAAUUAGUGAAAUGAAAUUAAGUCUAAAUGCUCGCGCUCGUAUUGUUGCUGAAUCUUAUUUGUCUCAG
Molecule: messenger RNA, 234 nt
Organism: Racocetra persica
Lineage: Eukaryota; Fungi; Glomeromycota; Glomeromycetes; Diversisporales; Gigasporaceae
Source: the annotation of a GenBank genome assembly